Molecule: messenger RNA, 1010 nt
Organism: Tauraco erythrolophus (red-crested turaco)
Lineage: Eukaryota; Metazoa; Chordata; Aves; Musophagiformes; Musophagidae
Source: RefSeq, a predicted model, not a curated record
AUAACUAUUAUCUUUAAAUCAUACCAAGACUGUACAGAUCAGAAAGUGUAUCAAGCAGUGACUGAUGACUUGCCUGCAGCUUUUGUUGAUGGUACAACAAGUGGAGGUGACGGGAACACCAAAAGCUUGCGAAUUGUGGAGAAAGUCAGUGGCAAAUACGUCGAAAUGCAUGCCAAGUACAUUGGGACCACGUUGUAUAUACGCCAGCUUGGGCACUACUUAACAUUGGCUAUUCGCAUGCCUCAGGAGUUGGUCAUGGCCUACGAGGAGAGCCAGGAUGUGCAGCUGUGCGUGAACGGUUGCCCUUCAAGUGAACUUAUUGAUGAUAGUGGCCACUUACCGUUACCUGUGAUGAGGCAGUUGCUCCCUCAGGGUGGUGCUGCUCAUCCCUGGUCAGUGUACACACUGGAAACUGCCACCACCAAAUGCCAUGAGAAGAUGCUGGUGAAGGACAUCUAUUUUUACUCAUGUGUAUUUGACCUACUCACCACUGGUGAUGCUAACUUCACAACUGCUGCUCACAGUGCCUUGAAGGAUGUGGAAGCACUGCACCCCAGAAAAGAGCACUGGCAUAUCUUUCCCAGCAGUGGAGGUGAUGGUGUGGGCAAGGGUAGCAAAUUCUUUGUCAGUCGUGGACUUGUGUGCUUGAUCCUUGUUGCGUUUUUGUAGGUUUUUUCGUCUAUAACAAAGUUUUGAAAUAUGUAUUGUCAUAAUAUAUUGAGUAAAGAUGAGUAUGAAUGUGUAUACCAUGUAUAUGAAGGGACAUUUUGUCUUGGGACACCCACCAGAUUGUACAUAUUGUUUGAAUUGUUUUCAUGUAUGUUUGAUGUAGUAUUUUCUGUAUGUGUUUUGCAGUUGGUGAAAUGUUUUAUAAUGUCCCUGCAUUGGGACCUGAUAAAAAGCACUUUAUUUUUUUAUAUAUUAAACAUUUAUGCGUGUAUCUGAGUAACUAUGUAUUCUACAUAUAAACAUGUGCAUACAAUACUCAGUGCUCCCUCUAAGUACUACUU